Liolophura sinensis is the source of this 10750-nucleotide messenger RNA. RefSeq lists its product as uncharacterized. The record is from RefSeq and is a predicted model, not a curated record. Lineage: Eukaryota; Metazoa; Mollusca; Polyplacophora; Chitonida; Chitonidae. Gene Ontology annotation, cellular component: membrane. The coding region runs from base 134 to 10750 and encodes 3538 amino acids. Gene Ontology annotation, biological process: cell-cell junction maintenance. The transcript is spliced from 21 exons.
UUACCUCGGUGAUAUACUUGUGGGAAACACAAGGGACCAAUUGGCCAUCACCUAUGAACUUUCUUCACCAGGAAUAAAGGCGCGCUACGUUGUUGUCAACCCGGUGGAAUGGACCGGAGGCGGUGGCCCGCAGAUGAAACUGGAACUCUACGGCUGCAUUCUAGACCCUCCCUAUUCCCCAGCCUUUACAGAGGUUAGGGAUCCCAUACAGUCCGACACUACCUGGGAAUUAAACAAGAGCCCGUAUUAUGUCAUGGAAAACAUUGAGAUUGAAAGUGGUGCCACACUGACCAUAGAGGCUGGUGUGCGCGUUGUUUUUGCGCAGUCCGUUGGUGGUUUGGUAGUGAAAGGUAUUGUGAAUGCGAAUGGGCAGCUAGAGAAAAGAAUCCUGUUUACUGGGUAUAAAAUGAUUUACGCAUACUCAUCAUUUGGUUGGCGUGGCUUGCUCGUCCAUGACACCGGAAAACUUACCCUGGAGAAUGUUGACAUGAUACAAGCCGCUGUGGGUAUUGAAGGUCCGGCAGAUGGCGUCCGUGUUCGUGGUUGUCUAUUUGACAUGUGCCCCACUGGCGUAAGGUUGUCGUCAGGAAGUAUUGAUGAUGUCACGGAAGUUCUGUUUAACACUACCAUUACCAAUGGUGUAGUUGGCCUAGAGGUUUCUACCACUUCAGAAAAACCUCACGUUGUCGUUGGACUUUGCACAAUAAGUUACCAGGCAGCUAUCGCAAUUAUCCCAAGAACAAAUGGAUGUAAUUUCAAGGGAAGGAAAUUAACAAUCUCAAACAAUGAAAGGAGUCCAAUUUUUACUAAUGGCUUAUCUGAGGUGAGAAUUGAAUUAACGGCAUCAACCAUAGAAGAUAAUAGCGUAACGGGCUUGCUGCUUGAUUCCCGAGGUGCACAGAGUUCUUUUUUCAUCAACAUAACAGAUACUGUUUUUAGGCGCAACGCUUACGGUAUUUUUUUAAAGUCUUAUCGCCAGAAUAACUAUGGAGGAUGGGUAUUAGAAAGAAACACAUUUGAAGAUAACAAGUUUUCAGGCAUUCGCAUGGAUUUGUACGGCCAUAACACACCAGACGAAGUCAUGUACAUCGCUAACAACAAGUUCAUUCGAAAUGGAGUCACCAAUGAUUACAGUGCUAUGUCGAUCGACGGUAAAUAUCAGAUUCAAGGCAGGUUUAUAGUAGAGGACAACACUUUCACUGGAAACGGUAGAGGUCUUGACUUUAAAAUGAGUCAUACACUAGUGUCUCCAAGCUUGCAGGUCGCUGUUAGACGAAACACGUUCUCUGGGUCGUCUGGUUCCUACGCGGUGUACCUAGAUAUUGCUGAUCUAGAGUUCAGUGGAAACACGAUCGAAACCUCUACGAAACUGGGCGUUCGAAUUAAACGAGUGUUUUCGAAUAGGUUUUACAACAAUAUUUUUAUGAAUCCUGCUGCAAAGUAUGAUCUGGAAACUCUUGCCCUAUUUGGGAAUAACGUUUUAAUCAAUGCUACCUACAACUACUGGGGUACUUCGGACCCGAAUCGCGCAAGGUCUCGUGUAAGGGGAUUCUCGGUAAACAUUCUCUACGCCAUGAUUGACAUUUUCCCUCUUUAUACCGACUCCGCUCUUACCAGUCUCUAUACUGGUGAUGUUGGAAUGGGAUUCACAUUAGCCAAUGGGAAAGCCGGAGGCAAACUAGCAAAUGACAUCACGAUACCUGCACACAGUCAAAUCACAGUGACUUCUUCGAUAUGGAUUCCCCCUGGAGUAACACUGACAAUUGAGAGGAACUGCACCUUGCUAUUUCUGGAUGAGCGUGGCAUUUUUGUGGAAGGAACCUUCGUAGGAAACGGUGAGAAGUCGGGCAUCAUCACGUUUGGUAAUGCUGUUGCCGGUAGCUGGACAGGAUUUUACAUAACAGGAUUGCAUUUUUCGCUCAAAAACAGUGUGAUAAAUGGCGCAACUCAACCCAUUCUGGCGAUAAUAAAUACAACCACAACGUCAACAGUAAACCUAACCAGUGUUAAUAUAGCCAAUGCUAAUGCGGGAAUCAAUGCUGUCGUUCAUACACGAUUAUCACUGCUUGUGACAGACUGCACCUUUGACGGCAACGUUCGCGGAAUUCUAGCGCAAACACGGGAUAAUUCGCGAAUAGAGAUCACGGUGAAAUCUUCCAGUAUAACUAACAGCAUGCAAGCUGCCAUCGGUAUAUCAUCUUUCCUCUCAUCGCCAGCUGAACUGAUUAUUCAACUGAGAGAUUCUAGCUUACAAAACAAUUCCAUGGCCUUGUCAUUACAAAGCACCCCAAGGUUGAAUUCUAGCAUAACCAUCGAUAAUUGCGACAUAUAUGGAAGUAAAAGUCGCUCGAUCGACAUCUCGGGUUGGAUAGACAGCUUUGCUCUCCGCAAUAGCCGACUGUUAAGAAACGUUGCCGGAUUUGGAGUUAGGCUCACUUUCAGGGAAAAAUGCAGCAUGGCAUCCAUUCAAAACAAUGUCUUUUCACUGUCGACCGAGCUAUACAUCGGUACAGAUACCACUUCCUCUCCGUUUCUAUGUCCUCUUAACAUUGUCGGAAAUUCUUUCCAAGGACAUCCAACUGUUCCUACCAGAGGUAUUUCAAUUGCUUCUAACCAGUUCUCAUCUGUGCGGAUUGCAAGUAACGACUUCAGCGAUAUCAUGGGUAUCUGUCUUGAAAGCUCUAUUUACGCAAGUCUAUCAACAUACCUCGCUGAAGAGAAUAGGUUCUUUAGGUGUUUAGUAGCUGUUGACUUCUAUAACGAUCAAUCGGCAAACUGCGACAUCGAUUUUGUACGGAAUACAUUUAUUGAAAACAAGGGCAGCCAGGUGAUCACUUUAGAAUCGAACCCAUAUCAACCUACAAAUCUCGAAUUUAAUAAAAACGUUUUGAGGAACAAUAGUGGUGAAACUGUACUAAGCUUGAAACUCCCCAAUAUACUUGCACAGUACAAUAUUUUUGAGAACCCAGUUGCAAAGUAUAAUGUUAGAUUUAACAAGACUGGAUUUUCCUCCGAAGUGUUGGAUUUCUCAAACAAUCGCUGGGGAACAAAUGUUAUUGCUGAAGUCAAGAAAACAGUGUUUGAUAAAGAUAAAGAUGCUGCAUUACCGCAAAUUAGUGUCGAACCAUUUGGAGAAGAGCCAACUUGUACGGGCGUGGAAAACUGCUCAUCCAGUGGAACGUGCAUUGGACCAGACGAAUGCAUAUGCGACUUUGGCCGCCAGAAACCCACCUGCGCAGAAACUACCACCUCGACGUCGACUUCAACUGUUGCAUCUAAAUCAACAAUAGCAACGAAAACCACAACUUCGACUACAACGACAACAACAACUCCUCCAACUACUACACGUACACCAACGACAGCCACUACAACAACAACUCCUCCAACUACUACACGUAAACCAACGACAACAACUAUAACAACAACUCCUCCAACUACUACACGUACACCAACGACAACAACUACAACAACAACUCCUCCAACUACCACACAUACACCAACGACAGUCGCUACAACUCCUCUUCCCCGAGGAGAAAUAGGAGGUGUUAUGCAUGGGGACAUGGCUAUCAUCUUAUCACGCAGUCCCUACACUGUUACGUCCGACAUACUGGUAUCGCCAAGUGGCAGUUUGACAAUAGAAGCUGGAGUGGAACUUCAUUUUCCACAAAGCACUGGACUGCGGUCACAAGGUAAAAUUACUAUUUUGGGAAACACCAGUCAUCCGGUGAAAUUCCUGCCAACGAUUGCCGGGCAAAGGUGGACCGGAGUGCGAUUUGAACAGCAAACGGGAGAUCCCUUGUCCAUGGUGCAAAACCUGUUGAUGAAUAGCACACAGAGUGGAUUGACAGUGAACGGAGUGUUCGUACAGCUGAACAAUGUCACCUCGGAUUAUUCAAGUGAUUCGGGUUUUACAUUUGCUUGGGGACCCAACCCAGCUGUAUCCUCAAUGACCGGACUUCGAGCAAGAAACAACACCAAAUCUGGUAUUUACUUCAAUCUCGGCGCUGCACAACAGUCAUUGGAAAUUACAGACUGUGAACUGAUGUACAAUGAAGACAACGGCUUACUAGUCACCAAUAUCUCGGACUUGAGUAUUUCCAGGUGUGUUAUCUCUAAAUCGAAACGAGGAAUUUUAGUCAAUAAACGACCAGCCGGCAAAUUAGACAUUACUAGCACUGAUAUGUACGACAAUUCAGAAAAUUGCAUUCGAGUAGAUGCAUGGGAUGGAAACAAUGGCGAAAUUGAAUUUAACCUGAAACACAGCUCAGUCAGCAAUCAUAAUACGUCAUUGAUAGGACCAGGGGGAGCACUACUCGGCUCCACGGUGAUAAACAUCGGCGUCGUUAAUAACGCACAUAACGUAUGGAACAUUGUAAAUAACACAUUCACGGGAAACUAUUGGAACAGCUACCUUAUCAGCGUGAACAACAAAUACCUGCCAGGAAAAGCGUUCAACUUGACGAUGACGUCCAACAGAUUUGUGGAAAACUUCUCCCCUAUCUUGCAGGCGAUAUUAGGAUCAGGUUUCAAAAACACCAUCAAGUUCGAAGAUAACCAUGUGUCCAUGUCAAGAGCUGCCGUGUCUACUGUCUAUUUUGAUGGACCCAGUCCUAAAGACCUUAACGUGAGAGUGAGCGGUAACAUAUUUGACGAUAUUGCGGGGUAUUGUGUAGUAGAGUACAGAGGAAGCAAUGCUGUGUUCGAUGUUGAGCUUUCCGGCAAUUCCUUUACUAACAGCCAGGUUUUCAACACUAUUUGUGUUCAGGCGUAUGGCAUUGUCAUGGACGACAACAUGUUUAUGAACCCAGUUGCUCAGUGCGAGAUCUCUGUACCUGCAUUUACAGAAGACAAUGUUUUCAGUGCGAAACGGUGCUACUGGGGUUCUUCCAAUCUGAAUAACAUAACGGAAAGAAUGUGUGCAUUUGAAAAGGACAUGAGAUUGGCAAGAGUAGAAUACUUCCCAUACCGUUUGUCAGACACGUCAAAAGACCUGCUGUCCCCUUCUACUGCCCAGUUCGACACUGACGGUGCCUACGGAGGAAAGAUAGAUGGAGUAGUCGCUGUCUCACAGUCUGUUGUCAUUCGAAGAUCCAUAUACAUUGAGGAAGGCGGGUCUUUAACAAUUCAACCUGGUGUGACCCUUCAGUUUCCACUCAACACAGGAAUCUACGCCAAAGGAAUUCUCAGCGUCGGCAGCCUUGAUGGAGAAAAGGCAAGACUUGUUCCCGAAUCUACGACUUGGCGCGGAGUUUACUUCAAACGUUCAUCACGUGACCAGGCUAAUGACCUCCGUCUAAUGGAUUCCCAGUAUUGGGGAAGCGGACGCGUAGAGAUUCUCCGUCAAGGACAAUAUGGGACUAUAUGCUCAAAGGACUUUGAUGCACUUGAUGCGAUAGUCGCGUGUAGAUCGUUUGGAUACAGUCAACUGGAUGAUGUGGAAUUUGUUUCUUCGAACAAGCCGGGCUCUGGACCGAUCUGGCUCUCCGGCCUGCAGUGCCUAGGAACCGAGAACUCUUUACUUGAAUGUCCGCACGACGAUGUUGUUAACACGACGUUGUGUACCCACGCUGAAGAUGUGAUUGUUUCGUGUUAUGGGGGUGUUGACAGAGCAUCCAGUGAACUUAACGACUUUUCUCGGCUGCAGAAUGUGAUGAUAAACGACACUGAACAAGGACUAAGAAUAGAUUCCCUGAAAGUCCACAUGUCCGAAGUGGAACUUUCCAAUACCAAAAGUACAGGAGUCGUAAUCACCGCUCCCUACGCCCAGUUUGACUUUGGAGGGUCGGUCAUCAGGGACUCGUUAUACGAUGGAGUUCAAAUCCAAUCUUUGGGAAGCAGAGGUGUUGCUAACGUAACUGUGCUUAAUAGUGGAAACAACGGAAUUCAUAUUCAGUCAAAGUUCGGACUUGUGAAGGUAGCUAAUGUCAAUGUCUCGAGAAGUUCAGCGGCGGGAAUAAAUAUCAUGUUUGGUUAUGAUUCCCGGGUUCCUCAAAGUGUCAUUGUUGAACAUUCGAUCGUGGAAAAUCAUCACUACGACGAUGGACUAAAAAUUAAAACCCAGAGUAACCUGGGUCCAUCAUUCGUAAACGUUCGGGGCAAUACAAUGAACAAUAAUACGUUUGGCUCAGUGGAUAUUUCUAUCGCCUCGCCAAGGCAUCUGCCAAAAUCUUAUUAUGAUGACAGAUCUUUGUCGAUUGUAGACAACGUUUUUGCCCACAGUGGAUUUGUGACUGUUAGGGCUGUGAAUAACGUGGGUGUGAAGGUAGAAGAUAACGAGUUCAAGUCAGGCGGUGACAAAUUUGGUUGCCUGCUGCUCAUCUCCACUGAAUUAUUCGAGGUCCAGAGGGAUUCUGACUCGUGGAAGGAAGUUCGUGUUGCUGGUAAUACGUUUAAUUCUGUGUCAGGUAAAUGUGUUGUGGAACUGAAAUCUCCUGCAUCGGAAAUAUUUUCUGGGGAGUUUGUCAACAAUAACAUUUUACAAUGCUCUUCCAGUGACGCCAGUUUGAUGCUAUGGUCUUCGAUGUACAAUCUGACAGAUAACUCCUUCAACAACCCAAACACAAGCAUAGAAGUUAAAGUAAAUCCUAUGAGUUUUGCCCCAAACUCCGUUAUACACGCAGAGAACAACUGGUGGGGUACUACAGAUUUGUCUGAAAUAUCCGCACGCGUCCACGAUCAGGCAGAUGACCCAUCCCUGUACAGGCUCAUUGUGCAACCCUUUAGAAAUGGCGCGGUCUUUGACUGCUCCGGCGUCAAAUCUUGCAACAACAACGGAGGUUGCGUCGAGAAAGACACUUGCAGCUGUUACUCUGGUUGGACUGGCACUGAGUGCGACCAGCCGGACUGUUCGGCCGUAAAUUUCUGUUUUCUGCAGGGUGACUGUGUCGGUGCCAAUAAAUGUGACUGUCACACCGGAUGGUCUGGGCCGGCUUGUGACACGGCAGUCUGUGCUGCGGUAAAGAAUUGCUCGUCUCAAGGAACAUGCGUCACUCCAGACAUAUGCGAAUGUGAUGCUGGCUUCAAAGGCCCCGAUUGCUCUGAAUCCGUGUUUGUCACGCCAGCCGGAGAAAUAGGUGGACUGGUUACUGGAGAUAUACUGCUCAGUUUAUCCGGCAGUCCCUACAAGGUCAUAUCAGACAUCAGGGUCCCGGUAGAUGGCAGUCUGACUAUGCAAGCUGGAGUGGAGGUGCUAUUCCAAGCAGGAUUAGCUAUGGUGGUUCAAGGAAGACUAAUGAUAAUGGGUAAUGCCACUCAUCCAGUGAAGUUCUUGCCAGAACGAGAGGGCGUGAAGUGGGGAGGAGUGAGGUUUGAGCAGGCAGCUGUGGUCCGAAGGGAUGUUACGUCGGGAGGUCCUCUAUCUCAAAUGCAGCACCUUGUGCUAAACGACACGGAACAUGGGCUAUUCUUAAGCGGUAUGUAUGUACAGUUGGACCACGUCACCUCAGACUACUCCGCAGGGUCUGGCUUUACAUUCGCUUGGGGACCCAGUCAUAAUGUAUCCUCAAUGACUGGACUACGAGCAAGAAACAACACCAAAUCUGGUAUUUACUACAACCUGGGCAAUGCGAAACAGUCGUUGAAAAUUACAGACUGUGAACUGAUGUACAAUGAAGACAACGGCUUACUAGUCACCAAUAUCUCGGACUUGAGUAUUUCCAGGUGUGUUAUCUCUAAAUCGAAACGAGGAAUUUUAGUCAAUAAACGACCAGCCGGCAAAUUAGACAUUACUAGCACUGAUAUGUACGACAAUUCAGAAAAUUGCAUUCGAGUAGAUGCAUGGGAUGGAAACAAUGGCGAAAUUGAAUUUAACCUGAAACACAGCUCAGUCAGCAAUCAUAAUACGUCAUUGAUAGGACCAGGGGGAGCACUACUCGGCUCCACGGUGAUAAACAUCGGCGUCGUUAAUAACGCACAUAACGUAUGGAACAUUGUAAAUAACACAUUCACGGGAAACUAUUGGAACAGCUACCUUAUCAGCGUGAACAACAAAUACCUGCCAGGAAAAGCGUUCAACUUGACGAUGACGUCCAACAGAUUUGUGGAAAACUUCUCCCCUAUCUUGCAGGCGAUAUUAGGAUCAGGUUUCAAAAACACCAUCAAGUUCGAAGAUAACCAUGUGUCCAUGUCAAGAGCUGCCGUGUCUACAGUCUAUUUUGAUGGACCCAGUCCUAAAGACCUUAAAGUGAGAGUGAGCGGUAACAUAUUUGACGAUAUUGCGGGGUAUUGUGUAGUAGAGUACAGAGGAAGCAAUGCUGUGUUCGAUGUUGAGCUUUCCGGCAAUUCCUUUACUAACGGCCAGGUUUCCAACACUAUUUGUGUUCAGGCGUAUGGCAUUGUCAUGGACGACAACACGUUUGUCAACCCAAUUGCCCAGUGCGAGAUCUCUGUACCUGCAUUUACAGAAGACAAUGUUUUCAGUGCGAAACGGUGCUACUGGGGUUCUUCCGAUUUGAAUAACAUAACGGAAAGAAUGUGUGCAUUUGAAAAGGACAUGAGAUUGGCAAGAGUAGAAUACUUCCCAUACCGUUUGUCAGACACGUCAAAAGACCUGCUGUCCCCUUCUACUGCCCAGUUCGACACUGACGGUGCCUACGGAGGAAAGAUAGAUGGAGUAGUCGCUGUCUCACAGUCUGUUGUCAUUCGAAGAUCCAUAUACAUUGAGGAAGGCGGGUCUUUAACAAUUCAACCUGGUGUGACCCUUCAGUUUCCACUCAACACAGGAAUCUACGCCAAAGGAAUUCUCAGCGUCGGCAGCCUUGAUGGAGAAAAGGCAAGACUUGUUCCCGAAUCUAACGCUUGGCGCGGAGUUUACUUCAAACGUUCAUCACGUGACCAGGCUAAUGACCUCCGUCUAAUGGAUUCCCAGUAUUGGGGAAGCGGACGCGUAGAGAUUCUCCGUCAAGGACAAUAUGGGACUAUAUGCUCCAAGGACUUUGAUGCACUUGAUGCGAUAGUCGCGUGUAGAUCGUUUGGAUACAGUCAAUUGGAUGAUGUGGAAUUUUUUUCUUCGAACAAGCCGGGCUCUGGACCGAUCUGGCUCUCCGGCCUGCAGUGCCUAGGAACCGAGAACUCUUUACUUGAAUGUCCGCACGACGAUGUUGUUAACAGGACGUUGUGUACCCACGCUGAAGAUGUGAUUGUUUCGUGUUAUGGGGGUGUUGACAGAGCAUCCAGUGAACUUAACGAUUUUUCUCGGCUGCAGAAUGUGAUGAUAAACGACACUGAACACGGACUAAGAAUAGAUUCCCUGAAAGUCCACAUGUCCGAAGUGGAACUUUCCAAUACCAAAAGUACAGGAGUCGUAAUCACCGCUCCCUACGCCCAGUUUGACUUUGGAGGGUCGGUCAUCAGGGACUCGUUAUACGAUGGAGUUCAAAUCCAAUCUUUGGGAAGCAGAGGUGUUGCGAACGUAACUGUGCUUAAUAGUGGAAACAAUGGAAUUCAUAUUCAGUCAAAGUUCGGACUUGUGAAGGUAGUUCAUGUCAAUAUCUCCAGCAGUUCGUCUGCGGGAAUAAAUAUUAAGUAUAGUUAUGAUCACCUGGUUUCUCAAAGUGUCAUUGUUGAAAAUUCGAUUGUGGAAAAUCAUCACAACGACGAUGGACUAAAAAUUAAAACCCAGAGUAACCUGGGUCCAUCAUUCGUAAAUGUACGGGGAAAUACCAUGAAGAAUAACACCGUUGGCUCAUUGUCGGUUGAGGUAAUCGCUCCUCAACGUUUACAAAGGCCUUUAAACGAAAACAGAUCUGUGUCGAUUGUCGACAACGUUUUUGAGCACGGUGGACCUGUAGCCGUUUGGGCAGUGAACAACGUGAGUGUGGAGGUAGAAAACAAUGAGUUCAAGGCUGGCGGAGACCAGUCAGAUUGCCUGCUGCUCGUCAGAGCGGAACUAUCAGAGACACAGGCGUCAACUGACAAAUGGAGAAAAGUUCAUGUAGAUGGUAACAUAUUUAACUCUGUGUCUGGGGAAUGUGUGGUGGAACUUCGAUCAUCGCCGUCUGAAAUCUUCUCUGGCGAAUUUACCCACAACAACAUAACACAAAGUUACUCUAGUUUGGCCACCGUUCGAAUUAAAUCUGGUAAAUACAGGCUGAAUGAUAACAAUUUCGAUAACCCCAGAUCCAGGUUGGAGGCGUAUGUGGAAGUGGAGCACCCCGGUGGCUCUUUAGUUGGAUCAAUAAAUGCUGAGAAUAAUUGGUGGGGUACAACGGUUUUAUCGGAAAUUUACGCGCGCGUGUACGACCGAGAAGAAGAUCCGGAUGUUUACAGCCUCGAUGUGCAACCUUUCCAAGGUCACAUGAUCUUCGACUGCUCAAAGGUUAACAGCUGCAGUGGGAGAGGGGACUGCAUUGGACAGAACACAUGCGGGUGUCACUCAGGUUGGGCAGGACCGAAGUGUGGAGAGUAUGAUUGUGCCGAUGUCAGCAUGUGCCAAGGGCACGGUGAUUGCUCCGGUCCUAACAAAUGUGACUGUUUUUCUGGAUGGUUUGGUACGACGUGUGAGACUCCAAUUUGUUCAUCGGUAAAUAACUGCUCGUCUCAAGGAACGUGUAUAAGCCCUAACUCCUGUAGAUGUGACAGUGGGUUUCAAGGAGCAAACUGUACCGAUGUGGUACCUCCCACUACAAUAAGUGAUCAAUCUGUACCAUCUCAAAAUCCAACCACAGGAGACUCGAUUUCAAAGUGCGAGAGGGCAGUUUUUAACCCUGUGCUGAUCUUGGCAUCAUGUUUGCUUUUAAUAUUCCUGAAAUGA